AUGUUUUAUCACAUUUUCCUGGAGUAUGAGAUCCUCCUGCACCUGUGCUACUUCGGUCCAAACUUACUCAACUCGGUGAAGCAGAAGCUGUUCACCGAGGUGGAGGGGAUCUGCACUGGGAAAUAUGGCUUCGUAAUUUCUGUCACCACCAUCGACAAUAUUGGUGCGACCCAGCUAGGCCCAAGGUUUGUUCUUUAUCCGGUGAAAUACAAAGCUAUUGUUUUCCUGCCCUUUAAGGGUGAAGUGGUGGAUGCUGUGGUCACUCAGGUCAACAAGGUCAGACUUUUCACAGAAAUUGGGCCCAUGUCUUGCUUCAUCUCUCGGCACGCCAUCCUUUCAGAGAUGGAGUUUGAUCCAAAUUCAAACCCCCCUUGUUAUGAGACCAUGGAUGAGGGCAUUGUGAUUCAGCAGGACUAUGAGAUACGCUUGAAGAUUGUAGGGAUGCGUGUAGACAAGAAUGACAUCUUUGCUAUUGGUUCUCUGGUGGACGAUUACUUGGGACUCGUGAGCUGGGUGAGAGAGCCUCCAGCUUGGUUUGGUCUUGGUUUAGAAAGUGUGACUUGUCAACUUGAGUUCAGCACCAUCUUGACUUUCCUAUCAGAGUUUCCAUCUGGCCACUGA
This is a messenger RNA of Apodemus sylvaticus (European woodmouse), 621 nucleotides long. RefSeq names its product DNA-directed RNA polymerase II subunit RPB7-like. The transcript has a single exon. The record is from RefSeq and is a predicted model, not a curated record. Gene Ontology annotation, molecular function: single-stranded DNA binding; single-stranded RNA binding; translation initiation factor binding. Gene Ontology annotation, cellular component: P-body; RNA polymerase II, core complex. Gene Ontology annotation, biological process: transcription initiation at RNA polymerase II promoter; positive regulation of translational initiation; positive regulation of nuclear-transcribed mRNA poly(A) tail shortening. Lineage: Eukaryota; Metazoa; Chordata; Mammalia; Rodentia; Muridae. The coding region runs from base 1 to 621 and encodes 206 amino acids.